ACCACGUGAUCAGAUUUCGCGCCAAAAAGCCAAGUGACCAUAUAUGGCGAUGGCCUAAUUUGGGGAAAACAAAAACAACAUGGCGGGCGAGAAGAUUGUGCGUGAUGUUUGUGGCAUUUAUUCUCGACUUUUUGACCACAGGGCAGUCUUACAGAAUGAAUGUAAAUACGUAAUGCGUGAGUUUGAAGGUAAAAGAAACGACAGGGAGGUACAAAGGCUGGCAGAAACUUCUAAAAAAGUGAAUGAAAUACAAGAUAGCAUCCCAGAGUGUGUUCAACUGGCUGAGUUUCUCAAUGAAGUCCAAGACCAAUUGAAAGAUGCCAGACAACGGUGCCAUAAUAUUUUGGAAAAAGAAGAACAAGAUUCUAACAAAAUGAGAAGGGAGGAAAUUAAAGAGCAGACUAAGAAACAGUGGGAUGAAUUCUUGAAGGGAAUGGAUAAAGAGGAAGAAGCGAUUGAGAAAGACUUCAUGACAAAAUCAAUCAAACUGAAAGAAAAAUACGGUUUGGUGCCUGCGAGUGAGUCAAGCUGAACAGUGACCCUGAGAGUUUUCAAGGGAACUAUUAAUUAAAUGAAUUAGAAUGAGAAAUUAAUUGCUGAAACUGUAGCAAACAUAGUGUAUUUUAACAAAUUGAAUUUUUGAA
Messenger RNA from Orbicella faveolata, 644 nucleotides. RefSeq names its product biogenesis of lysosome-related organelles complex 1 subunit 5-like. Gene Ontology annotation, cellular component: BLOC-1 complex; transport vesicle. Lineage: Eukaryota; Metazoa; Cnidaria; Anthozoa; Scleractinia; Merulinidae. The record is from RefSeq and is a predicted model, not a curated record.